GAAAUAUCCUGCAAAGAAUCUCAUCUACACACUUUGGAGAAGUAGUGUCUGCAGUCUUUUCACAGGUGCUAAUGAAUAUUGACACAAAAAUCAGGAUACUCCAGGUCCACAAUAGACUGCUACAUGAUGACUGAAAAUUACACCGUAACAGAGCAGAUGACCACUCUCCACAUUACAACUGCAAUUUCCACGGCAUUUACCAAUUCCAGUUCAGAUAAAUCUCCUAAAUCGUCUGCCAGUCUUGGCAUUGCAAUUCUCUCACUCGCCCUUAUCAUUGGAUUCCCAGGAAAUACAUUUGUCAUCUGGACAAUCCUGACACGAAUGAAGAAGCGCACCGUGACCUGCAUCCUUAUUUUACAUCUGGCCAUGGCAGACAUUUUUGUCCUCCUCACUGCCCCGCUUUUCCUCCACCUACUUUCCACCGGUAUGUGGGUAUUUGGAGAGAUUAUAUGUAAAAUGUGUCGUUACAUAAGCUGCUUGAGUAUGUAUACCAGCAUAUUCCUGAUCACCUUCAUGGGCAUGGACCGCUUUCUAGCUGUCUCCAGACCUUAUGUGUCACAGAAAAUCAGGACAAAGGUGUCUGCCCGGAUUAUAGUUCUUGCACUAUGGGUAAUAGCAUCGUUGCUUUCAAUCCCUACGCCAAUUUACUUUACAGUAAAAACUAGUAAUAAUGUAUCACUUUGCAUCGCCGAGCAUCCUCCAGUAAAUGGGGGUUUCCAGCCCAUAGUCUUUCAAUAUAUGUUUGAAACUAUGAUGGGAUUUGUUAUACCUUUCACAAUCAUUGUGUCUUGCUAUGCCUACAUUGGACUAAGGUUACGUACGGUAAAGUUUCAAUCAAAACAUAAGACAAGCCGACUGGUCAUCAUGAUCAUAGUAAUCUUUGCUCUCUUCUGGACUCCAUACCAUGUGGUGAAUAUGAUUCAGGUUUCAGGAGAACUGUAUUCAUCAGAAAAACUAAGAGUCGCUGCUAAGUCUGCUAGACCUAAUGCUAUAGCUCUUGCUUUUCUCAGUAGUAGCAUUAAUCCCGUUCUGUAUGUUUUUGCUGGCGGCAACUUCAUUAGGACUGCUGGUUUGGGAUUCAUGGCCAAACUAUUCGAAGCAACAGGUUCUGAAGCAAGCAGUUUAAGAAAAGUUUCUCAAGUUUUACAGCAGAAGAGUCGAAAGCAGUCAACAGAGCAAGGAAAAUUAAAUCAAACUGUAGAGGAGUGAACAUUAACAUUCUGCAAAAAACAAUAGGACUUAAAAGAAACAUGCAAGCACAAAAGGAGGAAAAGAACUAAUAAGGACAUAUAUCUAGGCCUGAUAAACAUGAAUAUAUUUUCAUGUCUUGAGCAGAGGAUGUUCCUAUUUAAUGUGGAAUUGCUAUCUCCUUGUGACAUAAACAAAUCGCAUUAAGGGAUUAUAAUCAUCAUGGGGAGGUUCCUCACUCAGGACCCCUUCAAUAAACAGGAACAGGACGAUGUUCUAAAAAAGAACUGAGCCAUUCAUGUACUCUACACAAGGAUAUGCCUUUGCUGGACGAUGGACGCCCUUCUCUUGGCAAAAUUAGCUGUCCACCUGGGGUGUUAAGAGCUGGGAUCUGCAUCAAUCAGUUGACCAAUACAAUUGCUUAAAGUUUAUUUAUAGUUUAAAAACUAGGGUUGUUGCGGGUAUCGAAAUAUCGAUACCCAAUCUAUACUUUUGUCCCGGUAGCUAUACGAUACAGGGAUUUGACAUUUAUCGAUACUAGGCUGCCCUACUGUGCAGCCUAGCUUCAGAGAACAUGGAGCGCACUGCUGUCAGCGCGCUCAUGUUCCCUCAGCAGCACAGGGGAUAAGGAGUCACUCUCUCCCUCCCCCCUGUGCCGCCACUGCUGCCAAUAAGAAGAGAGACGGGAG
This is a messenger RNA of Bufo bufo (common toad), 1877 nucleotides long. Its product is annotated as leukotriene B4 receptor 1-like. Bases 124 to 1209 code for a protein of 361 amino acids. The transcript has 2 exons. Gene Ontology annotation, molecular function: complement receptor activity; leukotriene receptor activity. Lineage: Eukaryota; Metazoa; Chordata; Amphibia; Anura; Bufonidae. Gene Ontology annotation, biological process: positive regulation of cytosolic calcium ion concentration; phospholipase C-activating G protein-coupled receptor signaling pathway; inflammatory response. Gene Ontology annotation, cellular component: plasma membrane. The record is from RefSeq and is a predicted model, not a curated record.